Messenger RNA from Rhea pennata, 4100 nucleotides. It is a transcript of the gene CCDC117, whose product is annotated as coiled-coil domain containing 117. NCBI's taxonomy places the organism in Eukaryota, Metazoa, Chordata, Aves, Rheiformes, Rheidae. The coding region runs from base 222 to 1190 and encodes 322 amino acids. The transcript is spliced from 4 exons. The record is from RefSeq and is a predicted model, not a curated record.
CCGGGCCCAGCCCGGCGCGGCGCGGCAGAGCGCACUGGGUGGCGCGGGCGGCUGAGCGAGCCCUGGGCGUCACGGCGUGGAGCUCUGGGCGGUGAGCGGCUGUGGGGCGCGGCGCGAUGCGGCGCGACGCGACGCGGCGCAACCUGACUUGACCUGGUCGGCGGCCGUUAGUGGCGCCGCGCGCGGGCCGUGUCCAUGUCCCUCUCUCCCGGCAGCAGGAGAUGGCAGCGCUGGGCAGACCCUGCCGCGGCCUCCCUGUCGCGGCCGCAGAGCUCCCGCAGGCCCUGGCCGGCGCCCCGGACCGCCACGGCCAGCCGGGGGCCGGCUCGCAGCCCGGAGCCGUCGGCUUGGAGUCGGUGCAGCCGGGGAUGGUGACGAUGACAGGGAACGGGAACGGCAGCGUCCGCGGCUGCGGCUCCGCUGACCUGCGGCUGCGGAACAGCUUUGACCUCGCCUCCUUAGCGGCGGUUGGGAGCUAUAACGAGGGUCUGAGUGUUGCACCGGUGGGUUCCUUCACACACGCAGAACGGCCCCCGGGCUUGCUCCAGCAGCAGUGCCACAGCCAUUGUCCUGUGAGGAAGAAGAGACUGACAGGAGCCAAAAAUUCCCCUUUGAAUCCCAGCACUGAAGAAUGGAUUCUCUGUGCAGGUCAGCAGGCAGCUGGGGAGGUAGCAAGUCAGUAUGGUGGCAGCCGUCCUGAAGCUGCCAUGUUAGAAAUGCCCGGUGAAGAAAUGGAUCAGACAAUGGGGGAACAGCAAUGCGAGGUUGCUCGCAGGAAGCUUCAGGAAAUUGAGGACAGGAUAAUUGAUGAAGAUGAGGAAGUUCAUGCUGAUGGAAAUAUUAGCAAUCUGCCCACUCUUAUCCUGUCAGAUACCCUUAAAAAAGGGAUGAAGAGGGAUUUUGGUGAAGUCCUGACAAAGAAAAUAAUAGAAUCUAUGAGCCGUCCUUCUAUGGAGCUGGUGCUUUGGAAACCUCUUCCUGAAUUUCUCACAGAUAAGCUGACAUCUGUUUCUGUGAAGAAUUUCAAGCAGCAGAGUACGGAAGAGUGUCAAGCUAAGCAAUCAUCACCAGGAGCUGAUUUUCACCCACAGACUGACUCAUUCCCUGAACCACAACAGACUUCAAUGUCUCCAAAUUUGUAUGAUAGUUUGGGGAUCCCUGGGUGUGCUGAAGAAGAAAUGGAGUUGUAGAUAUGAGAUUUUAGACUGGAAGUGGUGACCUUCUGAUGUUUUUAUUGCUGUUUCUUCAUUUCCUGCUUAUUUCUGGUUUGAUGUGUGAAUCUGGAGUUUUAUUUUCUUGUUUGUUUUCUCCUAGUAACAAUCAUAUCAAUACAGAUUGGCCAGACGCAACUUUAGGAAAUUAAAAAAAAAGACUUCUGUAGUCUGAUCUGUUAAAUAUACUUUUUUUUUUUUUCUUUUUAAAGUGAGAACGAAAUCUAAAAGGCUUUCAAACAAGGAAGUAGCUUUCCAUAUUGGUUAGUGGGGAAAUAUCCUCUUAAUUGUCCCUGGUAAAGUAUAUAAUGUAAAUUCUGAAUGUAACUGUGGCUCAAGCCACACCUUUCAGUUACUGAGCCAUUGAGACUUUGAUGCAUAUACUGUGCUUUGUCAGUUAGUUUCAUCUGAAUUACAAAAAGGUACUGAAAGAAAGGAAUAUUUCUGAGUCUGGUCACAGGUUAGGAAAAAAGCAAUCCCUGUAAAAAUAUAACUUUUUCACACAAUUAUUACUUUAUAUGUGGCUGGUUUGCAUUUCAUUUAAACUCAAAUGUAGAAAUGUAGACAUGACACAUGCUGCACUGUGGUAGGGAAGGAAUGUCAUAGCUGAGUAUAAGCCUUUUGCUUAAAAAAAAAAAAAAGGUAAUUUUGGCUACUAACUUGCAAGAUAACUCCUAACAUUAGUUCUCUUUGGUUCACUGCCCCAUAAAACUGUACUUACGUUUUUGAUGGCCCCAUCUUCCUUUCAAAUGAUGCAAAAUCUAGAGAAAAGUGUUUCCUAGCCAAUUGAUUCACAUUUUAUGUUGUGCUGUGAUUCUUUGCUUAUAUGCAUUAAGUUGAAAAGUCAGUUGAGGUCAGUGUAACUUCUGAUGAAAUAAAUGGUAUGCUUUAAUUUUGAUAAACCUGGUAAUUAAAUCAGAUAACAUGGAACUGCUUUUUGGGUAAGGAAGGUUAAAUGCUGCUUACCAUAUAUAACUAAGUCCCAAACUUUAAGUGUGACUGCUGACAUUGGUGGUGAAGUGAGUAAGAUACUUGCCCUCUUCCUGAGUGAAACUUGACUUACAGUCUAAGUCAGAACAUGUGCCAUUAAUAUAAUGCCGGGUAGUUAAUAUAGACUUAUGUCAAAAGAAUUUAUCUCUGUUUAUGGUGUUAGGAAAAGGAACUGCCAAUGAGUUACCUCUUGCACCUUUCCUCAAUACACAACACUUCUAUUAUGCUUAAAACCCUUAACCAAAGUAAAGAAUCUUCUAUUCAGUCUCCAAGCUUUCUUAGAGAUGUCUGAAUUGAGACUUUUCUUAAUAAAUUCCUUUCCCGGUAAUGGACUCUGCUGGGAGUGUUACCAUCCCAGUCUGCUUUUGACUUCUGUGUAACAUAGAGAUGGAGAUACAUUGAUCUUUCAGUAAUUCAGCUGUUUGUUUGCAUGAAAAAAUCAUCUCUAUUCUCUUUGCACAGGUUCUUAAUAAUCUUUGUGUUUUUCUUUUUUUUUAAGUGGGGUUGGGUUUUUUUUGUUGUUGAAUAACCCAUAGUGGAUAGUUUAAAAUCAAGCUUCCCUUUCUGCUGUCAUCAUUUCUCCUCUCUUGGUUGACAGCAAAAACUUCUUUAUUGGAAAGGUAUCUUUUGACAAGCAUGUUUUGGUCAAGGGAGAGGAGUCCUUCAUUUGUUUUAUCCUGUCUAUCUUGUUCUUGUUGAAGGUUGUGUAAAAUUUGCUGUCUCUUGCUAAAAAAUCUUGGAACUACACUAAAAUCAUACCAGCAUUUGAGUAGAUAUUAGUCUGGAAACUGGUGUACAACUUUACCAUUCUGGAAUUUAUAUUAAAUUGGAGAAUGUGUGCAGCUUUUUUACUUUCAGUCUCUGCUAUAAAUCUCUUCCAUAAACUGUGUAAAAUUUCUCAUGUGAGUAUUGUUACACUGCUAAACUUGCUUAAAAUAUACAGCCUUCAACUUGCUGGGUUGCUCAAGUAUAAUGUAAAGCAAUGCCUUUGGAGAAGGCUGUAGUCGAUAAGGGUAGAAAAUAGGAUGCCUCUAAAUACCUAACUGGUUUUAAGCUUGCAGGAUUAUAGUGAAGGUUCAAGGUUGGGACUUUUACCUGAUGGAUCUGAUCCUAAAUGAACUGAAAAGAAAGGAGAAAAAAAAGAUUUGAUUAAACCAUCUCAACAACACUUGAAUUAUGGCAGAAGAUUUAGAAAACUGUGGGAAGCCUAAGUAUGUGAAAUCUAGAUGCAGAGUUUUUUCCUUUUAAAAUUUUAAUUACAAAUUGAUUAACUUGCAGGAGAACAAAUUUAUGUAGAACUCUUUAAAAGAUUUUUUUUUCUUGUUAAAUUUGAACUAAAGGUUGACUUUCAGCAGACUAUUUCUUCUUUUAAUCCUUUGAUGCCAAUGCACUAUCACUGACCCCUAUCAUCUGAAACAAGAACUUAGCAGUGAACUAUUGAUAAAGAAAGACCAUGAAUGAGAUGGGCAAAAAAUGUCUUAAGAAGUUUUGCUUUAGUGCAGAUGUUUAUUUUGAAUCUUCUGUAAUUCAUCUGAGCUCCUCUUUUAGAAGAGAACAGGUGAAUCUCUUAAUUGGUGAGGGCAGAAGUGUAUGAGUAGGAAUUAUGUGCGAGGACUGAGCAAGUUUUUGCUCUAGCAAUGAUUUGGAGAGUGUAAGGGAGGGGAAUGUUUCUGAGUCAUUUCAAACUUCUGUAUUUGUGACAGUUCCAUUUGUCGUUGGCUUCCUUAAAAGACUUUUAUUAAUUCUGUUUACAAGCAGGAUGGCAUGGUUGAUAUAGUAUUAGGAAAAUCUUUAUCCUUUAUUUUUAAAUAUAGACGAUCUGAUCCUGGUCUGUUUUCUCUUGGGACCAAAUCACCCUUUGUAUGUCAGUUUUCAAUAAAUUUUUUAGAAUAUUUUUUA